Molecule: messenger RNA, 1992 nt
Organism: Cavia porcellus (domestic guinea pig)
Lineage: Eukaryota; Metazoa; Chordata; Mammalia; Rodentia; Caviidae
Product: leukocyte immunoglobulin-like receptor subfamily A member 5
Exons: 11
Coding region: 96-1988 (630 amino acids)
Biological process (GO): cytokine-mediated signaling pathway
Cellular component (GO): plasma membrane
Molecular function (GO): inhibitory MHC class I receptor activity
Source: RefSeq, a predicted model, not a curated record
CAAGGGCAGAAACCCGUGCCCAGCUACAAAACUCAGUGUGUCAGGCACUGUGGUCUCAUCUAUGCACACAGUCUCACCUGGACAUAGGAGAUACCAUGACCGCCACACUCACAGCCCUGCUCUGCAUUGGGCUGAAUCUGGGCACCAGAAUCCAAGUGCAAUCAGGGACACUCCCCAAGCCCAUGCUUGGGUCUAGGUCAGGAUCUGUGAUACCACAAGGGAAACCUGUUACCCUCUGGUGUGAGUGGACGCUGGGGGCCCAGGAAUGUGGUCUGUAUAAAAAGGGAAGCCAGGAGCCCUGGAUAAAAAACACGUCACUGGAACUCAAGAACUCGGCCCUGUUCUUCAUCUCAUCCAUGACCCAGCAACAUGCAGGGCUACAUCGCUGUUACUACCGAGUCCCUUCGGGUUUGUCAGAGGGCAGUGAGCCUCUGGAGCUGGUGGUGACAGGAAUCUACAGCAAGCCCAGCCUCUCAGCCCUGCCCAGCCUUGUGGUGAACCCAGGAGGGUCUGUGACCCUGCAAUGUGGCUCGCAGCUGGGAUUUGACAGGUUCAUUCUGACUAAGGAAGGAGGAGAUAAGCACUCCUGGACCCAGGACUCACAAAAAGACUCUAGUGGGCAAUUCCAGGCUCUGUUCCCUGUGGACCCUGUGACCCCCAGCCACAGGUGGAGCUUCAGAUGUUAUGGCUGUUACUGGAAUCAGCCCCAGGUAUGGUCAGAGCCCAGUGACCCCCUGGAGCUCCAUAUCUCAGGGUCUCUCCCAAAACCCAAGCUCCAGGCUCAGCCAGGCUCUGUGAUACCAUGGAGGAGUCCUGUGACCCUCUGGUGUGAAGGGACCCUGGAGGCCCAACAAUACUAUGUGUUCAGAGAGGGCAGCCCAGCAUUCUCAGAAACAAAGAUGUCUCCUGGGCCCAGGAACAAGGCCAUGUUCUUCAUCCCAUCCAUGAAAGAAGAUGAUGCAGGGAGAUAUCACUGCUACUAUCACAGUACUGAAGGCUGGUCAGAGCUCAGUGAUGCCCUGGAGCUGGUGGUGACGGGAGUCUACAGCAGACCCAGUCUCUCAGCCCUGUUUGGCCCUGUGGUGACCUCAGGAGGGAACAUGACCCUGAAGUGUGUCUCAUGGCAGCAAUUUGACAGGUUCAUUCUGACUAAGGAAGGAGGAGACAAGCUGUCCUGGACCCUGAACUCACAGCGAGGCCCCAGUGGGCAGGUCCAUGCCCUGUUCACUGUGAGUCCUGUUAUCCCCAGGCAGAGGUGGAUGUUCAGAUGCUAUGGCUGUUAUAAUACGAACAUCCAGGUGUGGUCAAAGCCCAGUGAUGUCAUGGAGCCUCUGGUGUCAGGAGGCCCUGAGGAUCAGCCCCUCACCUUCACGGAGCCAGGAUCCCAGGAUGACAGCACCCCCAGCCCAAGCCUGCAAGGGAACCUGGAGGUUGUGAUCGGGGUCUCUGUGGUAUCCUCCCUGCUGCUGUUGCUAAUCCUCCUCCUCUUUGUAUACUGGUGCCAGGAAAGAAGCUGGAAGGCAGAUAGCACCAAGAAGAAUACAGAGCCUGAGGACAGGAUGGAGCUGGACACUCAGAGUUCAUCUAACGAGAACCCCCAGAGAGUGACAUACGCCCAGGUGAAGCACUCAGCACCUAGGAAGAUCAGGACCUCCUGUCCAUCAGCUCUGUCAGGGCAGCUCCUGGACACCAAGCUUGGACAAGCAGAGGAGGACAGGCUGAUGGACACUCAGGCCUCUGCCCACAAGGGUCCUCAGGAUGUGAUCUAUGCCCAACUGUGCAGCUGGACACUCAGAGAGGGGACAGCUGCACCUCCUUCUUCCCAGGACAGGGCUCUUCCAGCAGGAUCCAGUGUGUAUACUUCCCUGAUGCCCACUCGCCCAGGAGCCAUCCCAGAGGACACCACACAGAGACCUCCAGAGAUUCUGGGGCCAUUUGAGACUCACCUGACAUCUCUCUGUGUUGGAAAUAAAACCAGAGAUUCUUAAAUAA